GGUUCUGAAAACGUUGAUUUCGUGCUCUCGGCAAAAUUACUUUUGGCCACAAUAUUUAACAUUAAACGUAAGCAUUUGCGUUUAAAAUGCAAAAAGGCCAAAUGGACAAAACAGAGAAAGUUCACGAGUUGUCUGAUCUGGAUUUAACCGCAGCAAGCAGAGGAGUUUGGUUGGUGAAGGUUCCCAAAUAUUUAGCAGAAAGGUGGAAGAAAGCUGGAAGCUCUAAUGAAGUGGGAAAGCUCAGAAUUACACAGCCAAGAUUCCAGGGUGGGAAACCUGAAGUUUUAUUCUCUCUCCAAGAAUCGCUUGCGAAAAAAGACGAAACAGGAGAGGAGGUUCCAAGAGAUCACAAGUUUGUUGUCACGGGAACAGCGAAUCAGAAAUUGUUCGUGCUCACACAGGAUGGUGCAGGUGUAUCCGGGGACACUAAUGAGCAACGAGUAGCAGUGGAAGGCAAAGUCAUGCACAGAGCAGAGUGCAGACCACUUGGUGACGAUAACUAUAUGAAGCUUAAACGAAUACAUGUAGAACAACAGAAUAAGCCACAGAGACAAGUGCAACAGUUGGACAAGAUAGUAUUGAACUACAAACCCAAGUCUGAUCACCAGUUUAAUAAAGACUACCUAGCCAAGAAGAAAGAUGAAGGGAAAAAAUCACGGAAGGACAAAGAACAAGUCAUGGAUAUGUUAUUCUCAGCAUUUGAAAAACAUCAGUAUUACAAUGUGAGAGAUCUGGUCAACCUGACUAGGCAGCCCGCGCCAUAUCUGAAGGAAAUCCUGAAAGAGAUCUGCGUUUACAACAUGAAGGCCCCACACAAAAACAUGUGGGAACUGAAACCAGAGUACAGACAUUAUAAAGAAAGUUCAGGAAGUGGUACAAAUACAUAGGGGGCAGCAGUGGUGUGCCAACAAAAGAGGUGAUGAACACCCAGAAGAGCACUAGCUCGUGGAGUUGUUCAGUGUCAAAAAGUUGAGAAAUGUGGGCAUUGUACAAAAAUUGUGACAGAAGUGUCAAAGAAAGACAUUGAAAAAAAUAAUUAAUACAAACUUAUGGAGACCUGUGACAAGGAAAGACAGUGAGUAAGAAAGUAGUACAGGUCUGGGGAGUCAUUAUAUGACAAAGAACUGAAAACUGAAAAAAAAAUUAAUGAAUUCGAAGUAUGGACUCAGAGCCACUCUUUGACAAGGAAAGACAAGAAAGGAGCACUCCAAGCUUAUAGUCGUUCUGUCACUUGUUGCCAGAGGGCAGCAUUGGUAUCGUACAACAAGAAGAGUACCUUUGUCAGACCAAGGAGUGGAGAAGGGAGAGCGUGGGGCUCAUUUUUAAUGAAAACAUAUU
This is a messenger RNA of Lingula anatina, 1338 nucleotides long. Its product is annotated as general transcription factor IIF subunit 2. The record is from RefSeq and is a predicted model, not a curated record. Gene Ontology annotation, cellular component: transcription factor TFIIF complex. Lineage: Eukaryota; Metazoa; Brachiopoda; Lingulata; Lingulida; Lingulidae. Gene Ontology annotation, biological process: transcription by RNA polymerase II; transcription initiation at RNA polymerase II promoter.